GCCUUGUCUUUCUUUUUGCAGUGAAACUGCUGAAUCGAUUGACUCGUGUGGUUGCUGCAGGUUGUGCCGUUCGUGUUGUGCCCACACCGGAAAGAUGCCCACUGUUGGAUCGGAGAAGAAAGGCGCAGCGGGCGGCGUGAACGCGGAGGGCGGCGCGGAUGCUGCGCUUUACUUGGAAACAAAACUGAGUGACGCCGUGCGCAACAGCAUUGAGGCGGUGCUGCACAAUCGUCCGCGCGAGCCGAUUCGCGCUCUCGCGCAGUCGCUUCGUGCGCACCACGACACGUCUUCUGCCUCUACCGUUGACCUGGAACAGGCUCCACGCGCGGUGAAAGCGGUCGUUGACGCCUUCUACUCUGUCAUUGGCCAACGUACAGCUACAGCUCCCACCCCACCUCUUUCCCUACGCCUUCAUGACGACAAGCCGCAUCGGGUACGACCCCUUGCAGCCGACUUUGACCGCCGGUACGCGAGGCAGGGCGGCAAUUACCCCCUCUCGCCUCCGCCCCCAUCGUUUCCUUCCCUUCUCUAUCGAGAGGCCGCUUCGGUCUUCGAGGUGGGCUCGUGCCUACGCCGCCUGCGGCAGCUCUCUCCACAGGCACCACUUCUCCUCUUUAUCGAGUCUCCCCCGCCAAACCUCCCCGUCUUCUUUUACGAAGGCAUCCCCUACGGCUGCUCCGCCGAGGAUCCCGAAUCCUGCGCGGCAGUGACGACGAUGGAUGUCACGGAACAGGUGCGCGCCGCCCUGUCAAGUUGCGGUGGUAGAGUGCAGAGCUUUGAAGAAGCUCUCCGCAGCGCGGCGGCAGAAGUGGCCUCGGCGGUGGGCGUUGAGCUGCUUCCUUCUGUCCAGACGAACUGUUUAGCCGCGUUCGACCAGGUCACAAGUGCCUUAGAAGAAGCCGUUGCCGAGAGCGAGGAGCGUGCACGCGCUGCUGACGAGCGGGCAGGGACACGUGCAGGGGAGCCAGUGCCGCCGCUGUUGCUUCCCUACGUGCUACUGGUGAGCUACAGGGCUGAAACGGCGCGCCUCACCCAUGCGCGUCUAUUGGCAGCCUACGGUCCCUACUACGAGGCGGCACAGCGGCGAGCGUUGUGGGCGCUGCGUCACGGCCAGCUGGAGCGCAAACAGCAGUUCACCUUUGCCUUCGCGGUGGAGUAUUGGGCGCAGGUGCAGCGUCGCCGUGAAACAUGCAGCAGCGGCGCGGCAUUCACGAAGGCGGCUUCUCAGUCGUCUGUCGGUGCUGGUGCGGCGGUGGCGGCCGAUGCCGUUGAAAAGGAGCGCCUGAGUGCAGAUGCGGUGACGACGACCGCCGCUGAGGUGAAAGCGCGGGCGAUGGUAAAGCGGGCAGCCGCCCGUUCUGCGAAGCGCAGCUUGCCCUCCUACGACGCUGACCACCAAGCCGAGGAUGAUGUUUUCCUCGUGGUGAUUCGCCGCCUGGAACAUGCCGCGGCCACGCUGAUUCAGUCGGUGUACCGCGGCCACAGAGCUCGGGUGCGAUGCCAACAAACGCGUCGCGUGCUCUCCUCACAAACCGAGCGAACUUGUGCGUACGGCCCACCGAUGGUUCAAGAUGCUGUUGUGUUUGGUGUGGACACGACCCCGCCGUUGCUGCGCGCCUCGUUGAUACGUCUGUGCGAGGAGGGCAAGAGGUUCCAGGAUGUGUGGGCCAAUUUUCCAACUUCUUCUCCCCCUGACAGCCGCCGAUGCUGGAUAUACCGCCCGGUCCAACACACAGUGAAAGCCACGCUACCCACAAACGAUGCUGCAGGGUCUGUCCACCCGAAAGACACAGGCAAGAGCGAAGUCACUCGCACACGGGAGGAUUGGGUGCAGGAGGAACUCCUUAUUCCACCACUGCGGGCGACGCAGCCGCGCGUACGCAUCAACCUGGCGCAGCGUCUAGUGGACUACCUUGCGGUUGCGCAGUGCACGCUGUUGCGGGACACGGUGCAGCUCUUCGCUGACAGCCCGGGCAUGUCAGUUCUGCAGCGCCGCGCGUACGACAGCAUCAAGUCCAUCUGUCUGACGCUCUUCUUCGUCGCGUACUCGGAGCUGCGGCAGCGCGAGCGCAAAGCCGUUCCGCCGACGUUUUCAAAGUACAUGCGCGAGAUGCAUGAGGCGGUCUUGACGUGGUUCCAGUUCCCGCACGAGAGCUCACUGCUUCUGCGGGCGGUACGUGAGUGUGGCGGGGUAGAAGGGAACACUCCAGAGCGAGCUGCAGCAGCGUACGUGCACAUGAGGCUUGUCGCUCGGGAAAUGUUUCUUGUGGCCUGCCCUCAGGCGAAGACUUCAGCUUCCGCGGACGUUCAAACUGGGGGCGAGGGGCUGAUGCGUCUUUCGACACACCUCUUUCUCUCCCCACAGCCGUUCCUUCCGCACGCCCAAUGGACGAAAGAGCUGGGUGCCCUGGCACACACGUUAGUGGGACUGAGCCCGGCCGCAGGGUCUGCCAGCACCGACAAUCCCACCGCGACGGUGAAUUGGUGGAGCAUCGCGCCAGUGCCGUCGUGCAGCGUCGAAGGCACGCCCGUGGCUGCCAUUGGUCGGUGGGACACGCAGAUGUUGGACGGAGCGCCCGCCUACGACUGCUUCGUUCCGCGUGUACGAACCGUGGCGGCAGACAGCGUCACGGAAAGGGCGGCGGCCGCAGCACCGUCGUACUCAGCUAGAGUUGGCCCCGCAGAUGUUGUCGUCGCUGCUGCGACUGCUGCUGCAAUAGAUGACGCGUCGGCGACAGAGGCGGUGGGGGAGUGGCUGCGCGGCGACCUCGCGGACGCUGCCGACGGCGCACUCGCUCAACACACGCGCUCCAUGGUCUCCCGUGACGGCUACUUAGAAUGCUACCAAGACUCCACCAAGCAGAAGGCAUCCGCCAGCUCUAGCACCGGUGCCUCCUUCACGUCGUUCAUCGCCGUUCCUCACGACGCUGUUCUCACGAAGUACCUCGCGGUGAGACCCGCGCACGCAACAGUGUUGCACGUGCAGGCCUACACCGAGGACAGUUCCAGCUUCCGCGCGGACGAACGCGUGUCCACCGCCGUCGGAUCUCCGACCACGCGACGCCGCUCGAUCGAGCGCCGUGGCGGUUGGGGGCGGGUGAUGGAGGCCGUCGCGAACGAGCUCGCCGCCUCGCAACAGAACAGCCCCCUCCGAUCUUCCAUCAUGAACUCCCCGCGCGCGGGCAUGAGCGGCUUUGGCAGGAGCCGGCAGGUAACGCCACAAUUGUCCCCAAGCGCCGCCGGUUCUACCAGUACGGCUGAUUCUCAGGAGGUGUCCAACACGAUGGACAACAAGGCAGCGACAUUGAAGCUCGAAGAGAGCGAGGUUCAGCCUACUCCUGUUACUACUGCUACUAAUGUCGCUACUGCCGACAUUCCACACGGGCCCCAAAAUACUACGUGGGCGGUGCGGACGGUCACCGAGGUGGCAAACGCGGUAGCUGCCAGCUCACCGGUUGUUACAAUGCGCCACACUCGACGAGCGCUGCGAUUUUUACCGGGUCUGGAGGGUGCGAAGCAGUUGGACACCUUUGUGGACGCGGUGGCGACCGCUAUGAUGAUGAACAACAGUGCGUCCAAUGUGACGUGUCUCGUGCUGGGACUCGAUGUCGCCUCACAGGCGUUCUUCGCUUUGGCCGCAAUGCUCGUCGACCACCGCCUGCACAAUAACCGUAAGCCCUUCCUAUGUCGACGUCUAGUGACAGAGGGGUGA
Leptomonas pyrrhocoris is the source of this 3712-nucleotide messenger RNA. RefSeq lists its product as hypothetical. Gene Ontology annotation, molecular function: protein binding. The record is from RefSeq and is a predicted model, not a curated record. The transcript has a single exon. Bases 95 to 3712 code for a protein of 1205 amino acids. NCBI's taxonomy places the organism in Eukaryota, Euglenozoa, Kinetoplastea, Trypanosomatida, Trypanosomatidae.